Molecule: messenger RNA, 3002 nt
Organism: Hyposmocoma kahamanoa
Lineage: Eukaryota; Metazoa; Arthropoda; Insecta; Lepidoptera; Cosmopterigidae
Gene: Tango10
Product: BTB/POZ domain-containing protein 17
Exons: 14
Coding region: 1-1689 (562 amino acids)
Molecular function (GO): protein binding
Source: RefSeq, a predicted model, not a curated record
AUGAGUUACCUGACGGUGGACCGACAAGUGUCGGGCACGGACAAGUCUGGAGACGAUGGGAACAGCGAUGAUCUUGAGGUAGACAACUCUAAAAGUGUGUUGCUGAAGAUAGCUAAUCUAUAUGCGGAGCAAUUGAUGAGUGACCUUACACUGGAAGUUGGGGGAGUUGGUUACCCUGCACACCGGCUUAUACUGUGUGCUAGCAGUGAGGUGUUUCAGGUGAUGUUGAUGAACCGUGAGUGGAGUGAAUGGCGCGAGAGCCGCAUCGUGCUGCAGGAGACGCCUACAGCUGCGUCUGUGUUCCCACACUUCUUGAAGUACUUCUACACAGGCCAGAUUCGGAUAUCGCAUCAGACAGUAUUGCCAGUUCUAUCGCUAGCUGACAAGUACAAUGUUAGGGAUUUAGUGACACUCUGCCUUAGCUAUAUGACACAGCAUAUCGCGCAAGCGGCGAAGCUUGGCCAGCUUAUCGCCUGGAUGCAGUACACCAUGGCGUGUGGACAUUACGAAGUCGCCAAAGCGUGUCAGAACUUUGUUAAGUGGAAUCUGGAGUGGGUAUGGGCGGAGGGCGGAAGUGGGGAGGGCGUGGACGCAGAGCUGGCGGAACUGGAAGGGGAGACUCUGGUGCAGCUGUUGCAGCAGUCUGACGUGGUGCUUCACAACGAGAUGACGCUAUACCACUUUGUGGUACGGUGGCUGAACAAACAACGCGAGAGAUUAGACACAAGUGAUCUUAACGAAGCCGAGAAGAAAACGCAUUGGGAAUCGCUUGUCGCUGCUGUCUUUUCACAUGUCAGGUUUCCGAUGAUGUGUCCAAACCAGCUCGCGAAACUAUUGCUUUGCCCGUUGACACAGGAACACAAAGAUUUCUUCAUGGAACGAAUGGCGAUUGCUAUGAGCUAUCAAUCAGGUCAAUUCGAACGCGUAGCUGAAAUCCAAAAGACGGAAGCAGGACGAAUGCUGUUCACACCGCGACUGUACACGGAAGACACGUGGGGUUCGGUACUGGCCGUGGACAACUUCCACUCGCUACCGUGUUACCACACGAGGACGUUCAUUUUCUCGACUCGCAGCUCUUUGGCGGACUCAGCGUCGCAAGACAGGCACUCGGAAUGGACUAUUGAUUUGUACCCAAAAGGAGUUUGGUUUAGAAAAAGUUUACUUAUUGUUUGGGCUGGUACUUAUGAUGUACCAGAAGUAGUAUUACGCACUGUGCGGAUAUCGAUCACCUGCCAGAACUGCCCGGAGUCCACCGUCAACCAGUACGGCGAGUGCGAACAGCCAGAACCUGACGUCAGAGUUAAGAUUGGUAUUCUGGUGUGGGGUGUGCAAAAGGGUGUGGAACAUGUAUCAUCAGUCGUUGAAAGAGUGCAUCGGUUUUCCUCACAGAAUCGAGUACUGAACAUCGACGGCGCUUUGGACUUCGACGAGCUGAACACGCCGUUGUACACUCCGGCGUCGUCGUCGUGCACCAGUUCCGGCCAGCUGCGCGCUCGAUCUCCGUCGCCAGCAGCGGCUGCUGCACCAGCCAAGAACAACGGACGAUGUCCGAAGUGCACAGACAGCUGCGAUGCUCCAGAGCCUCGUCAUUUAUUAGGACCUAAUCGAGACCAACUUCGGAUACAAGUUGUGAUUAUACCACUAACAGACUACAGUCACGUGGGUGCUCCGGAUGGCACGCACGUAUGACCGCCACCACUCCGCAAUGUUCAUGCGGAGAACGGUGAACGCUCCGUCCAAACGGGGAACAACGGAGCGACACAGUUGGAAUAGAGUUAAUAGACUUAUACCUUGUGUUAUUAGCACUAAGGUAGUGCAGGGGCUGACGCCAACAGAGUAUAAGAAUUUGUAUGAAUAAUUCCUUAAAAAAAAUGUUAAUGGAACGGUAAAUUAAUAAAAAUUGUGAGUACAAUUAGGAGAAUAGAUAAUCAUAUUGAAAUUUAUAGAAUGUAAAUGGGGCUUUGGGAUUGGUCGUCCGCACGAAUAAGGCUCAAUUUUUCUUUGAAACCAUGGCACUUUUCGUGAAUUGUGUAACGUACAAAUUAUACUCCUUCUUUAGCAUUACUCAGAACCAUGGAUCAAUAAUUCCAGAGGACUGUCAAUCUCCGUUCAACAGAUCGUAACUUCGAAAAAGGUCAACAUUCCGUCUUAUAUAUAUAUUUAAUAUUAGAUAACAUUACAUACGUUGCUCUGAUCCCAAAGUAAGUAGCUAAGGCACCUGUGUUAUGGAAAUCGGAAGCAACGACGGUACCACAAACACCCAGGACCAGAGACAAUAUAGAGAAAUUAGUUUCUACGCUGACCCGGCCGGGGAUCGAAUCCGGGACCUCAGAGAUGGCGACACCAUGAAAACCGGUGUGUCACGCGACCACGGAGGCCCUUAUAAAAGGCUCAUUGAAACCCGGCGCCACAAUCAAUUAUGGCUGUGGCUUAUCCAGAAUGAAGUCCUUUUGCGUACGCUACAACGUCAGUUUUGUCUUAUUUUAUGUUGUUUUUAUUUUAUUUUUUAUUUUGUUUAUUAAUUCUUUUUAUUUUGUUUUGCUUGUCUGUGUUAUAAUUUUUUUUGUAUCUAUGUGUUGUGGCGUUGCAAUCAGUGGCGGAUUUGCCCUAAGGAUUUGUCCAGUAGGCCCGGGGCUAGGGCGGCCAGAUUUUGGGAGCGUACCUAAAUAUUCUAAAGGCUCACGUAUGCAGGUUCAUUCUGGCGGGCCGCACUGCACCGCAUCGUAUGACAGUAAUCUUCCUAAAUCACUUUCGUACAUUUUAUGUAUAAAAUAUAGAUAUGUUAAAUAUCUAUAAUGUAAUGUAUAAUCACUACGUCUGUCUGUCUGAUCGCGAUAAACUCAAAAACUACUUAACGGAUGCUGGUACUGACCGAAUCCGCCACUGGUUGCAAUAAAUGUCUAUUAUAUUCUAUUCUAUUCAAUAGCCUGGUAGUGGUUUAUAUUAUGUAAAUGGGCGUGGAUAUUAAUUAAUUCCUCUUUAAUAUAAAAUAAGAAGUUUCC